AUGGAGUGUAUGGUUCGUCCUCUUUCUCUGUGCAAUGACCACUGCCACACGGGUGAGCACAAGAAAAAGAAGGAAGGGAAGAAAUUUUGCUGUUAUGAUUGUGUUCCAUGCCCAGAAGAGAAGAUUUCGAGUGUGAAGGAUGUGGAGGACUGUAUCGAAUGCCCGGAGGAUCAAUACGCAAGCAAGGACAAUGAUCAAUGUGUUCCCAAGACAAUAAGCUUCCUUUCUUAUGAAGAUCCUUUAGGAAUCAGUUUGGCUUCCAUUGCAAUUUCUAGUUCCCUGAUCACAGCCUUGGUCCUAGGAACUUUCAUUAAGCACAGAGAUACCCCCAUCAUCAAAGCCAACAACGAGGAUAUCACUUACACUCUUCUCAUUGCUCUCCUUCUCUGCUUCCUCUGUCCUUUGCUGUUUCUUGGAGAACCAAGGAAGGUGACCUGCUUCCUCCAGCAAUCUGCUUUCGGCAUCCUCUUCACAGUGGCCGUUUCUUGUGUGCUGGCCAAAACCGUCACUGUGGUUGCAGCUUUCAUGGCCACCAAACCAGGGUCCAGAAUAAGGAAGUGGUUGGGGAAAAGACUGACCAACUCCAUUCUUCUGUCCUGUUCCUUUACUCAAUCAAGUAUUUGUAUAAUUUGGCUAGGAAUGUCUCCCCCAUUCCCAGAAUUUGACAUGCAAUCAUUGACUCAAGAGAUCAUUUUAGGAUGCAAUGAAGGGUCUGUCGUCAUGUUCUAUAUUGUCCUAGGCUACAUGGGACUUCUAUCAAUCAUAAGUUUGACUGUAGCUUUCUUUGCCCGGAAACUGCCGGACAGUUUCAAUGAAGCCAAGUUCAUCUCCUUCAGUAUGUUGAUCUUUUGCAGUGUUUGGGUGUCUUUUGUUCCAACCUAUCUGAGCACCAAAGGGAAAUACAUGGUGGUUGUGGAAAUCUUCUCUAUCUUAGCCUCCAGUGCUGGGCUUUUGGCUUGUAUCUUUUUGCCUAAAUGCUAUGUGAUUAUAUUGAGACCAGAGUUGAAUAAAAGGGAGCAACUAAUCAGGAGAAACAAAUAUCUAUCUUAG
This is a messenger RNA of Eublepharis macularius, 1050 nucleotides long. RefSeq names its product vomeronasal type-2 receptor 26-like. The transcript is spliced from 3 exons. Gene Ontology annotation, biological process: G protein-coupled receptor signaling pathway. The record is from RefSeq and is a predicted model, not a curated record. NCBI's taxonomy places the organism in Eukaryota, Metazoa, Chordata, Lepidosauria, Squamata, Eublepharidae. Gene Ontology annotation, molecular function: G protein-coupled receptor activity. Gene Ontology annotation, cellular component: membrane. Bases 1 to 1050 code for a protein of 349 amino acids.